AUGGCACGACUCUCUAGUAGGGUCGUGCACUACCUCAUUGUCUUGCUUCUAUCCUGUUCUGUCAUCAUCGUCUCCGGUAGUCAGGUCUCCAGUCUUCAGGUAUUGGCUACUGCAGAUAAUGAUUACUCGUGCUCCAAAGAUAAACCUUGCACCCUAGGCUGCUGUGGUCCACUCGAUGCUACUGGAAAAGGAGUCUGCGGUUUAGGACCUGACUUCUGUGGAAAAGGAUGUACAUCUGACUGUGACCGGAAGAGCGAAUGUGAUCCAGGCUGGGGAAAGGAAUGGUCGAACGCAUCUACCUGUCCUUUGAAGGUCUGCUGCAGCAAGUUUGGCUUCUGCGGUACCACUUCGGAUUUCUGCGGCGACAAGAAAGUCAUCUCUCCUGAAUGCAACGGCAACAGUGCUACCAAGAGAGUCAUCGGUUACUGGGAAGCAUGGAACGCUCAGCGACCCUGUGUACGCAUGAACCCCCAGGAUAUCCCUCUAGGAUACUAUACCCACAUCAACUUUGCCUUCGCCCUGAUCAACCCCAAGACCUUCCGCCUGGCUGAUAUGGAUGAAGAAACCGGAAAGCGUUACAAAGAACUGGCAUCAAUCAAGAUGAAGCAGCCAAGUUUGCAGAUUUACCUUGCCGUUGGAGGAUGGGCCAUGAACGAUCCCGGUCAAUAUCGGACCGCCUUCUCAGACCUUGCUGCCUCCACCUCGGCACAAGAUACCUUCUUUGAAUCUCUGGUUACCUUCUUGCAGUCCAAUGGGUUUGAUGGCGUUGAUCUCGACUGGGAAUACCCGGUUGCGGACGAUCGUGGCGGCAGACCGGAAGACUUUGCAAACUUUGUCACCUUGUUGAAACGGCUGCGCGAGCGCCUCAACCAGACAGGGCGCCAUUACGGAAUUACAAUCACCUUGCCUGCCUCGUACUGGUACCUUAGAGGCUUCGACCUCAUCCACAUUGAGCCAUACGUUGACUGGUUCAACGUCAUGACAUACGAUAUUCACGGCGUAUGGGAUAAGACUGUCGAUGAUUUCAAAUCCAAGGCCUACGCGCACACGAAUCUGACCGAGAUCAACUCGGGUCUUGAGCUUCUGUGGCGGAACAACAUCAACCCCGAACGUGUGGUUAUGGGCCUCGGGUUCUACGGACGAAGCUUCACGAUGGAGAACCCCGACUGCAUGACACCAGGCUGUCGCUUCAAGGACGGCGGCCGCCAGGGAGAAUGCACGGGACAGUCUGGAGUUCUUUCCGCUGCCGAGAUUCACAAGAUUCUCAACACAACCAAAGACGUCACCAUUCAGUUUGAUAAAGACGCAGCAGUCAAGAUCGCCACCUGGGACAAGGAUCAAUGGGUCAGCUGGGACGACAAGGAGACAUUGAAACUCAAGGUCGACUACGCGAACCGGCGAUGCCUUGGUGGUGUUAUGGUGUGGGCGGUUGAUUUGGACGACGGCACACUCAUUGAUGCUCUUGGGCAGGCAAUGGGCAAGAACAAGACGUUGGUUGGGUCGAUGCAGCUCCCAUCGGUCCCGGACCUUGUCCUUGAUCCUAGAGACUUGGGGCCAACGGAAGGACCUAAGCCUCCCAGAACCAGCUAG
This is a messenger RNA of Aspergillus terreus NIH2624, 1590 nucleotides long. RefSeq lists its product as uncharacterized. Lineage: Eukaryota; Fungi; Ascomycota; Eurotiomycetes; Eurotiales; Aspergillaceae. Gene Ontology annotation, molecular function: hydrolase activity, hydrolyzing O-glycosyl compounds; chitin binding. The record is from RefSeq and is a predicted model, not a curated record. Gene Ontology annotation, biological process: carbohydrate metabolic process. Bases 1 to 1590 code for a protein of 529 amino acids. The transcript has 5 exons.